AUGGCCAACUUAACCCGGGGCCAGCGCGCUCUCCAUGCUCAAUUGCAACCUUGGAAUCGCUCUCAUUUCCAUGCCCAUCCUCAAUCCCAAUUGUUGCCUGUUUAUGCCCGAUCCCAGCUUUUCUCAACUUCCUCUCCAAGCCAAUCUCGCCGACCUUCCCCAUCACCUCGCCCUUCACCCCCAGCCGCAACCACAGCCUCAAUCCCUUCCAGAAAUGAGAUAAAUGCCCCAAUUAGCACUCUCCCCGCCGAGAUCACUACUCCCUCCCCGCUGUCCUCAUCUGCAGGUGCGGCAGAUAAGCUGAAACGCUAUGUCGAAUUCGGACGCGCAUACCUGACCUUCUACAAGACGGGCCUGAAAAACGUGUACCACAACUAUCGCGCCUCGCUGCCAUUGCGGAAAAAGCUAGGUCUACCAGCCUACAUCCCCAUUUCCCCACCGCGGACAAGCACAUACAACCGCAAAGCGCCAUCAAUAAAACAGGAACCCCAGGUCGGCCGCGCACAGUUCCAGCUCGUCCGUCGCUCGGCGCGCGAUGUUCGCCGCAUGAUCCCUUUCACGAUGAUCUUGAUCGCCUGCGGCGAGCUCACGCCCUUGAUCGUUCCCAUAUUCGGUUCUGCCAUUACUCCCGCGACGUGUCGCGUUCCUUCACAGGUAGAGAAGGAGCGCCUCGCUGCUACGAACCGCAAACUUGCUGCGUUGGAUGCACACAUCACUGGCUCGGAGGAUAAGACGCUAGCACUGCUUAAAUGCGAGAGCGCUGAGCAGUUGUGCCUGGUUGCUAAGCGGUUUGCUGAUCCCGCCUGGGCGGCGAGCGCGGACUCCGCUUCGGUGUUGCGCGCCUGUGCUGUUUUCGGCCUUGUGAAGCGCCAUGAUACGGCCAGGGGCUCGCUGCUAGCCGGUGUGGUGUAUCGACCUCGGCUUGCGCGCUAUGUCGAGUACCUGGCUAUUGAUGAUGGCAUGAUCCGUGCCGGUGGAGGGGUUUCGGCUAUGAAUGCUGCCGAGGUACGGAUUGCAGUUGAAGAACGCGGUGGUGUGGAUGUCUCUUCUGCCACACAAGACCGAAAACAGGCGGAGAAAUUGGAGAGGCGCUGGUUGGAGCAGUGGAUUACAGUUCGUGCCGAUAAUUCCAAGACCAAGACCAAGAAGCUAUGA
Messenger RNA from Penicillium paradoxum, 1155 nucleotides. RefSeq lists its product as uncharacterized. Bases 1 to 1155 code for a protein of 384 amino acids. Lineage: Eukaryota; Fungi; Ascomycota; Eurotiomycetes; Eurotiales; Aspergillaceae. Gene Ontology annotation, biological process: intracellular monoatomic cation homeostasis. Gene Ontology annotation, molecular function: ribosome binding. The transcript has a single exon. The record is from RefSeq and is a predicted model, not a curated record. Gene Ontology annotation, cellular component: mitochondrial inner membrane.